AUUAUUUUCUUUGCUCCCAGAUUUACAUGGUCAUAAUACACUAGUUAGUUUCAUUUCAUUUAAAAUAAUACAAGUCGAUAAUAAGAAAGAGGUUAUGUCAAAAUCCAAUAGGAAUACAAUGUGGAAGGCAUUUCCACAUUCCAACUUUUUCAUUAAAUUUGCUAAAAAUGAAUUCCUUGAGAUUUAUGUUACUAAUUUAAUAUCAAUUUGGUCAAAAUACUUGAGCCAAGAAGAAUUUUUGGAAUGUGUUAAGAGGUGUAAUAAAAUUCUGGAAGGCAUUGAAGAAGCAGAGCUAUUGGCUGAAGCUGAAAGCAUGUUGGUAUUUGUUGAUACCCUUACAAAAGUGACUGUCAAGGAGAGUGCCAUUAGCUGUGGGUCUUUAGACUUGCACUUAGGGAAAGUAUCAGAGAGUGGCUAUCCAAUCAACUUGCUCCUUAGCCUAACUGAAGGCACCAAAGAAAUGUUCUUUCAGAAUGUAACAUAUCCAUUGUGGCAGUCAACACAGGACCUGUUAGCUAGUCAACAAGAACUCAGACAUUUAUUAGUGGAGAAAAACAAAGAAAUCAAAGAGUACAAGCAAGAAGGCGGGAAAAUUCUUAAGUGCUUCAAAACAGACACUUUCAAUGAAGAGGCUCAUCUCAAUCUACACAAGAAAUAUGUAGAAAAUUUUGCUUUCACAGCAUCAGAAAACAUAGAUAAUCUAUAUAAGAAUACCAAAAAAGAAUGUUGGUCUAUUGUUAAACGGGAAGCACUGAGUUCUAAAAAUAAUGCAGCUGCCAGUGGAAUAGUGAAAUCAGAGGUGGAAACUGAUAUAUCAAUUGGAAUAAAAAUGGAACCUGAAGUAUCUAGUCAAGAAGUAAAACCAAUCAUAAAGCCAGACUCAAGCCUCGAUAAUUCACAAGAGUCGCAACAAAAUAAGCCUAACCAUGUAAUGCAAGACAUGUCUAUAAAAUCAGAACACCGCAAUACAGAGCCACGAUCAAAAAGGAAGAAAUUAUUGAAUCUGUAGCCAAUAUUUGAAUGUAGCUGUUUAUAUGGAGUUGGAAGUGAGCCCUACACACACCUACACGCAAAGAGAUGGUCAGCAAUGAAUUAUUUAUUAAUUAAUUUUACUUAGAUACGUAAGUACAUAUUAUUAUAUUAUAUUUUACCAAUAAACGGGAGGUUGACUGAUU
This is a messenger RNA of Plutella xylostella (diamondback moth), 1175 nucleotides long. RefSeq lists its product as uncharacterized. Gene Ontology annotation, cellular component: DNA ligase IV complex; nucleus. The record is from RefSeq and is a predicted model, not a curated record. Gene Ontology annotation, molecular function: DNA end binding. Gene Ontology annotation, biological process: double-strand break repair via nonhomologous end joining. Lineage: Eukaryota; Metazoa; Arthropoda; Insecta; Lepidoptera; Plutellidae.